UUUUCCGUCGUUCUCCGUUUUGCUAAGCUUCCUCCGUUUGUUUGCAGAAGAUUUCCCUUUCCUUCUCCGGCAAGAACUGAUUGCACUCGUCUAGCUCCUUCGGCACGCAUGACGCGGCAUUCCUUUUUCCUUGAUUGAAGCCGGUGCCGACGCCGGUGCUUUAACGUUGCGAUCAUCGGCCGAACCGCAUAAUCUUCGGCCUGUUUUUCUCCUUUUCCAAGUUUGUUCAAUUUUUUUUCUGGACUAUGGAGCGGCAUAGAUGGUUGACAGUGGCGAUUUUUGCUUGCCUGAUCGUUUUUUCCGUCGGAAGGGAGCUCAGAUUGAACCACAAGCACAGCGAUGAUGCUAUUUCCUUUAACCAUACUCUUGCCGAAAUCUUGGUGGAAUAUGCUUCUGCGGCAUACAUAUCUGAUUUAACGGAACUGUUUACUUGGACAUGCACAAGAUGUGAUGACCUGACUCAGGGGUUUGAAGUUAUAGAACUGAUUGUUGAUGUCCAGCACUGCCUACAGGGAUACGUUGGAGUAGCAAAGAGUCUUAAUGCUCUCAUUAUUGCUUUUAGAGGAACUCAAGAAAACAGCAUACAGAACUGGAUUGAAGACCUAUACUGGAAGCAGCUUGACUUGAUGUACCCUGGCAUGCCGGAUUCAAUGGUGCACCAUGGGUUUUAUUAUGCUUAUCACAACACAACAAUACGCCCUGCUAUAUUAACUGCUGUUGAUAGAGCCAGGGAGUUCUAUGGUAACCUUGACAUCAUUGUGACUGGACAUUCAAUGGGAGGGGCAAUGGCAGCAUUUUGUGGCCUUGAUCUUGCAGUUAACUACAAUUCCCAGAAUGUCCAGGUUAUGACGUUUGGACAACCUCGUAUUGGCAAUGCAGUAUUUGCAUCUUACUAUAGCAAAAUAGUGCCAAAUACGUUUCGAGUUACGAAUGGAAAUGAUGUCGUUCCCCAUUUGCCUCCAUUUUAUUCUUAUUUUCCUAAAAAGACAUAUCACCAUUUUCCUAGAGAGGUUUGGCUUUAUAAUGUUGGAUUCGGAAGUUUUGUUUAUCAAGUUGAAAAGGUUUGUGAUGAUUCUGGUGAAGACCCAUCUUGUAGCAGGUCUGUCUCUGGGAAAAGUAUUUCAGAUCAUUUGGUGUACUAUGAUGUUGAGUUAAGUAGUCCGGGAUGGAGAUCAUGUAGAUUUGUAAUGGAUCCUCCUCUGGCGGCAUCAUACGGAACAUCAGAUCCAAAUGGAAAUCAAGUUUUCUCUAGAGAUCCUGGAAUUUCUCUUAUCAGAUUGAAGGAACAGUUGGUACUCGAUGGCAAGGGAUCAGGUGCCAUUUGAAUUCUUUCAAACCUUAUUCAAAAUUAUCAAAUCAUGUUGGGUUUUGGCCGGUAAAUCAUAUUUAUCCAACCUUUUGUAAAUAACUUGCUUUCUUUAUUAUUUUGUACAUAAUGGGAAAACGUAUGUUGAGUAAGAAUGUUGUAAAGCAUGUCUAUGCGUUGAAAAUUGUAAGUUUUAGAAUAAUGUGGAUAGAAGAGGUUAGAAUAUAAGAUGCGAUCUAGAACAGGAUGUUUGUUAUAUUUAGUGUUAUUGGUUGUUUUUUGCUU
Messenger RNA from Cucumis sativus (cucumber), 1591 nucleotides. RefSeq names its product lipase. Gene Ontology annotation, biological process: lipid metabolic process. The transcript has 11 exons. Lineage: Eukaryota; Viridiplantae; Streptophyta; Magnoliopsida; Cucurbitales; Cucurbitaceae. Bases 246 to 1325 code for a protein of 359 amino acids. The record is from RefSeq and is a predicted model, not a curated record.